UGAGUAGUAAACACAUUGAGGAAUAUAUUUUUUAAAAUAACAACGUUUUUUGUGGGGGGAGAAAGAGCAUUGUUUUUUUACGUCCCUUUCAUAUGGUGAAAUUCUUUAAAAUAAAAGCCCUGACACUCAGUUCAGUGCUCUCUCGCCUCGCCGCCCGGGCACGCCCCUCUUGACGUUUCAUUUCACCGGCUUGUCAUUGGUCAGUUUCUGAAACGCUUGGCGCGCUUGUAGAAGAUGCACGAACUCUGUCAAAACAUUUUUGCUAGCUCCAGCCAGCCUCCAACUAGUCAUUGAACUAAAACCGGCAGCAAGAGCAUUAUUAGCAGUGAUGGAAGAGGCUGGUGCCCCCCACUUCCCCUUCCCCUACCAGCCAUACCCCAUCCAGGAGCAGUUCAUGCAGGCCCUGUAUGGGGCACUGGAGCACGGCAAAGUCGGCAUCUUUGAGAGCCCUACUGGAACGGGCAAGUCUCUGAGUCUGAUCUGUGGAGCUCUGAGCUGGCUGAGGGACCAUGAGGAGAAGAGGAGACAGGAGGCAGACAGACUGCUGCAGGGGGAUGGAGGUACAUCUCUCUCCAUCUCCUCAUCCCUCUCUACCACAUCAUCCUCCACCCCGUCAUCCUCCUCUGCUGAGCCUGACUGGAUCACUGACUUUGUGCAGAAGAAGGCAGAACGGGACUUUGUGUCUAAACUGAAGGAUGAAGAGCUGCGGAGGAAGAAGAGGGAGGAACACCUGGAAAUGAUCAGAAACAACUCUCAGCUGAAAUCCGCCCUGAAGAGAAAGAGCUGUGAGGAUGAUGAGGCAGUGAAGCUGCUGCAGCUCAGUAAGGACCCCCAGGAGGAGGAGGAGCUAAACAACCCUGAGGAGGAGCUUAUUGUGGCUGAGUAUGAGAGCGAUGACGAAUCAAAGACCAAGAACAAGUUCUGUGGUGGUGAUGAUGAAGAUGACUUGGUGGAGGAGCACGUCACCAAGAUCUACUACUGCAGCCGUACACACUCCCAGCUGGCUCAGUUUAUCCAUGAGGUACAGAAGAGUCCCUUCAGCCCGGACAUCAGCCUGGUCCCACUGGGGUCCCGACAGAAUAUGUGUGUAAAUGAGGAGGUGCGUCGGCUGGGAAGCGUCCAGCGUAUCAACGACCGCUGUAUGGAAAUGCAGAAGAACAAACACGACCAGCGUCCGAAGGAAGUGGAGGGUGGUAAGAGGAAGAGGGGUGUGUCUAAGGCGGUGUGUCCGUACGUAGGGGCUCAGGGGCUGCAGACACUGAGGGAUGCAGUGUUGGGGGCGGUACGAGACAUAGAACAGCUGCUCAGCCUGGCCAGAGAAACACGCUCCUGUCCCUACUACGCUACACGCCUCGCUAUACCCCCCGCACAGCUGGUGGUGCUGCCCUAUCAGACAGUACUUCAUGAGGGGACGAGGAGAGCAUCGGGGGUGCAGCUCAAAGGACAGGUGCUGAUUAUAGAUGAGGCUCACAACCUCAGUGAUGUUCUCUCCUGUAUACACAGCUCAGAACUAACUGGAGCACAGCUAUGCCGUGCACACUCCCAGCUUGCACAGUACUCUGAACGCUACAGGAGUCGACUGAAGGCCAAGAACCUGAUGUACAUUAAACAGAUCCUUUUUGUGGUGGAGGGGCUGGUGCGUGUGCUGGGAGGUAAGGUGGGGCAGAAUCCACACAGCCAGAUUACUCAGCCAGCAACCGAACUGCUGACCAUCAACAACUUCCUGUUCAAGGCUCAGAUAGACAACAUCAACCUCUUCAAGGUACAGCGAUACUUUGAGAAGAGUAUGAUCAGCAGAAAGCUGUGUGGCUUCAUAGAAAAGUAUGCAGGUACAGGUGUGACGUCACACACACAAACCACACAGACACAGUCUGCCAACAAAGAGAACCGUCGGACUGAAGGCCUGAACCGCUACCUACAGACACUGCAGAGCAGCCAACAGCCUGACAUAGAGUCACCUUCAGGCCAGCAGGGAGCAGCAGAGGACAGGGAGCUGGCAGCAUCCCCUAUGAUGCAGGUAGAGGGCUUCUUCAUGGCUCUCACCAACACCAACACUGAUGGACGUAUGGUGCUACAAACUCAAGGUAGUGUAGCGGUGAGUAGUAUGAAGUUCCUCCUGUUGAACCCAGCGGUCCACUUUUCUCAGGUGCUGAAGGACUGUAGAGCUGUCAUCAUCGCUGGAGGAACCAUGCAGCCUGUGUCUGACUUUAAGCAGGAGCUGUUGUUCUCUGCUGGUGUUGAAGCGGAGCGCAUCAUAGAGUUCUCCUGUGGUCAUGUGAUUCCUCCAGAGAAUAUCCUACCCAUAGUGCUGUGCAGUGGCCCGUCUGGUCAGGAGCUGGAGUUCACCUUCCAGAACAGAGACACACCACGCAUGAUGGAGGAGACUGGCCGUGUGCUGUCUAACCUGUGUAACGUGGUGCCAGGAGGCGUGGUGUGUUUCUUCCCCUCCUACGAUUACUCCAGAAGGAUUCUGGAACACUGGGAGGCCAGCGGAGUCCUGACACGCCUCUCUAGCAAGAAGAAGAUCUUCCAGGAGCCAAAGAAAGCCAACCAGGUAGAAAAGGUGCUCAAUGAGUUCUCACGCACAAUCCAGAGGUGUGCUGUGGAUGGGGGUACACUCUCUGGAGCGUUGCUGUUCUCUGUGGUCGGGGGAAAGAUGAGCGAGGGUAUCAACUUCUCAGACGACCUAGGCAGGUGUAUUGUGAUGGUAGGGAUGCCAUAUCCAAACAUCAAGUCUCCAGAGUUAAAGGAGAAGAUGGCUUACCUGGACAAGAACCUGCCUCACUCUGGUGGGAGAAGUCCAGGCCAGGCUCUGAUAGAGAACCUCUGUAUGAAGGCUGUCAAUCAAUCCAUAGGUAGAGCCAUCCGUCACCGUGAAGACUAUGCCUGUAUCGUUCUGUGUGACCGACGGUACUCCCGACCUGCAACGCUGGCCAAACUCCCCGACUGGAUCAGAGCACACACGCACACACACACCAGUUUUGGCCCUGCCUUCGCCGGCCUGAGACGGUUCUUUAUGGAGAAGAAGAAACAGCAGCAGCUAUGAGAGGAAGGGGUAGCAGGUGUUCUGGUGUGUAACGCUGGUCAGAAGAGAGCUACCUCACCUCUCCGAUAUCCUCGCUCUGGAGACAGGACUUGUGAUUGGAUUCUCCUCGAUUGGAGGGAUGUUAAAGCAUGAUGGUUAAGGCUCUUUGUAUGUUUCACACACAUACCUCUCCAACAGAUCAGUCAACUCUCCAACAGAUCAGUCAACUCUCCAACAGAUCAGUCAACUCUCCAACAGAUCAGUCAACUCUCCA
Messenger RNA from Salmo salar (Atlantic salmon), 3299 nucleotides. The record is from RefSeq and is a predicted model, not a curated record. Lineage: Eukaryota; Metazoa; Chordata; Actinopteri; Salmoniformes; Salmonidae.